Molecule: messenger RNA, 162 nt
Organism: Sclerotinia sclerotiorum 1980 UF-70
Lineage: Eukaryota; Fungi; Ascomycota; Leotiomycetes; Helotiales; Sclerotiniaceae
Exons: 2
Coding region: 1-162 (53 amino acids)
Source: RefSeq, a predicted model, not a curated record
AUGGCGGCGGCACAGCUAGGUGAAUCUGAGGCUAAAAAAAUGAGUAAGAUUGAUUUAGAUGAGAAGUUGGCUAUGGAUUUAUCUAAACCAUCGAGUACACCUACCAAUAGAAAUGAGAUAUUAGUAAUUCAUCAUUACCAGUACUUGUUAGGUAAUCUCUGA